Meloidogyne enterolobii is the source of this 2780-nucleotide messenger RNA. Lineage: Eukaryota; Metazoa; Nematoda; Chromadorea; Rhabditida; Meloidogynidae. The record is from the annotation of a GenBank genome assembly.
UUGUACAAUUGUAUCCCAAAAAAUAUAUGUAUUUUUAGUAGUCAGCUGUCUCAAGUAAACAGCCGUCUGCACGUUAGAAUCAAAAUUUCGUCUAACGCUAAAUUUUGAUAAAUUUAAAGUACAUUUAUGAGACGUAAAUAUUUUUUAAUGAAUUAUUAUUUUUUAAAUUUAUUUUUUUUAGAAAAUUAAAAAAAAUUUUAUUUUGAAUGUUCACACUCCAUUUCUCCGUUUCUGUCCCUUUCCCCAUAUUUGACGACCAAUUUGUUUUUGUGACUGGUUCCCAUGAAAGCCUUGGAUCUUGGGAUACUCGUAGAGCUUUGCGUUUGGAAAAAGAUGAUGAAAACCAUUGGACUGGUAUAACAAAUUUGAGCGUGGAUACAGUCAAAUUCCGUUAUUUUAUUGGCAAUUAUUUGCAGUCGGAUGCGACAAAGGACCCAGUACUGGUUAUUUCUAAAUGGGAAGCGCAUUUUACACCUCGGUGUGUAAUGCCACCAGUUGAAGCAAGCAAAAGUGGCGUUUGCCGUGCCAAUCUACGCGAUGUUUUUGGGUACAAUUCGGGGAGUGAACAAAUAAGUGACAGCUUUGUUUUGGGGGAUGAUGUUCAUCAUAUUGCUUUAACUGUUUCUGGUGCUGCUCUAAAAUUUUAUAAGAAAAAGCAUGAGCUACAAAAUUAUCGGGUCAAAAUUGUGCCUUUUGACCUCAGGAAUAAAUUUGACAUGACCAACCUCGACGACGAUGAAGAACUCAAUGCUGAAGAUGAAACUCCGUUGCCGUCAUUGCCUAGCCAUUCCUGCACAGAGAUUGCCGCAUUGACACAAGCCUGCCCAAAAUUUAAAGCUCAGCAAGAGUUUGGCGAACUUUUUCAAAAUUCUAUCGACUACCACACUUUUCGCACUUACUCUGUUGCUGUCGAAUUUUUGAGUUUUCGUAUCGAAGUUUACUCCAACCAAAACAACGAUUUGAUAGCUCAGGGAUAUGCUUUGCCUUCCUCCCUUCACGAUACUUAUGGGAAGACUUCUGUUCCUUUGCUCACAAAACGAGGGGUGCCUACUGGGAAGAUUUACUUCAGUUAUCUGUUUAUUCGGCCUAUCCGUUUACCACAUCCACGCCCUAUCAUGCACAAUUGCUAUGCAAAGUAUUGGAAGAAACGAGUAACCUUGGAAGUUGGACAUCGAGGAAUGGGCGAAUCCUAUACAAAGUUCGCCGUCGCCCGCGAAAACACACUUCAUUCGCUCAAUUCAGCAGCCAAAAGGGGUGCAGAUUUUGUAGAAUUUGAUGUUCAUUUAACCAAAGAUUUAAUCCCUAUUGUAUAUCACGAUUUUCACGUAAUGGUUUCUGUCGCCAAAAAACGAACAAAUACAGAAAGCAGCAAUAGUAGUAGUAUAGAUUCUGAUGGGAGAAUUAAAAGCAAUAAUGGGUCUGUUUCUCCCCCUAAUUCUACAACAACAACGAAUUCACCUUCUGUGGAUUUUUAUCAAUUGGCAGUUAAAGAUUUAAAUUUGAAUCAGUUGAGACUGUUACAUCUUGAUCAUGUUAAACAUAAAGAGUCGAGCAAUGUUGACCAAACAAUGAAUGGCGCUUCAGCACAAAAAUAUUCUUCCCAUCAUGUUACGGGUGAACAUGACGAAGCUGAGGAACACAGGCCUUUCCCAACAUUGUUGGAGGCGUUAAAGAAUGUUUCACAUGAUGUUGGGUUUAAUAUUGAGAUAAAAUACCCUCAAUUAAUUGUUUCUGGAGAAAAUGAAGUUGAAGGUGGAUAUAUUGAACGCAACGAAUUUCUGGACAUUAUCCUCUCUGAAAUUUUAAACAAUGCGGACAAUAAUAGACAUAUAGUUUUUUCGUCGUUUGAUGCUGAUAUGUGCAAAAUGAUUUCUGAAAAGCAAAAGAAAUAUCCAGUGCUAUUUUUAUGCCUUGGCAAGCAAACACGUUACCCUGAUUAUGAAGAUGAAAGGACACGUUCAUCCCUGACCGCUGUGAAAUUUACUUAUUCUUGUGGGCUUAUGGGCGUCAACUUCCACAGCGAAGAUCUUCUACUCGACCCAACACCAGUUUCUAAAGCUAAAGAGCUUGGACUAAUCUCCUUCGUUUGGGGAGAUGAAUUGGUUGAGAGGAAAUAUUUGGACUAUUUUAAAUACAAAGUUGGGGUUGAAGGAAUUAUUUAUGAUCGUAUUGGGGAAGGAGAAUCAAGAAAAAAUGUUUUUACGUUAGAAAAGGCAAUGAGAGCCCAACUUUUUUCUUCCAAAAAAUCUUCCUUUGGAAAGAAGAGUUCGUCCCCUCCAAGAUGUUUUUCACAUAACCAAUUAAAUAGUCAAGCAAUUUCUUCUUUUGGUCCUGGGAAUAGAACAAGAGGAAUGAGUGCUUCUGUUUGGUCAAAUGAAUUUGUUGAUCAGAACUUUGGCCGUAGCAGCAUCGAUGGAAGCCCUGCAAUGUUUUCUAUAGGCGAAACAGACAUCGAACAACAACAACAAAUCCAACAACAAGACCCCCAACAACAUUUUCCAAUCAUUCGCCGUCACAAUUCUUCCCAAGCCCAAGGAACUUUUGGUUUCUUGCCAGUCCUUCCCGAAGCUUUAUUGAAAACACAAAAUGGGGGCAAUAUAAGCAACAAUACAAGUAUAAGCAGCAAUAACAGCAGUACAACAAUAAGUAGUGAAUCAAAUGAAACAUUUAAUAAUAAUGAUAUUGAAAUGGUUACAAUGAGUAAUAAUAAUAAUAAUAAGAGAUUUGUGGCUAGUGAAAUUCGAAGGAAAAAAUUUUUUCUAAGAAGGUGCAAAAAUUAA